GGAGGAGAUGAGGAGGACGGCGCAGGAGCUGCAGCAGUUGGAGAAUCCUGAGGAAUUCCCGGAGCGGGAGCAGCCCUGGGAAUUGAUCAUGGAACGGGAACAUUUCCGGCUCUGGCGCCGCCCCAUCCCGGGAUCCACGCUCUUCCAGUACCGAGUUUUCGGCUCCUACACCGACGUCACUCCCCGGCAAUUCUUCAACGUCCAGCUGGACACGGAGUACCGGAAGAAGUGGGACUCGCUGGUGCUGAAGCUGGACGUGGUGGAGCGGGAUCCGGCCUCGGGAUCCGAGGUGAUCCACUGGGUCACGCAGUUCCCGUAUCCGAUGUAUUCCCGGGAUUACGUUUACGUCCGGCGCUACAGCGUCGACAGCGACCGCAACCUCAUGGUGCUCGUGUCCCGGGCCGUGGAACAUCCCGGAAUUCCCGAGGAUCCCGAGCACGUGCGGGUGCGCAGCUACGAAUCGCACAUGGUGAUCCGGCCGCACCGGGGCUUCGAUGAGGUGGGGAAAAAAGGGGAA
Molecule: messenger RNA, 517 nt
Organism: Cyanistes caeruleus (blue tit)
Lineage: Eukaryota; Metazoa; Chordata; Aves; Passeriformes; Paridae
Source: RefSeq, a predicted model, not a curated record